AGGAAACGAAAUGAUAACAAGAAGCAACAUCAUCGUAAAAUAUUACAAAUUAUGGCAGCUAAAAAUGAUGAUGAUGCUCAGGAUAUCCUUGGAGCCUGUCUAGGUAUUUUGGUGGAGGAGGCAGACCCUGUCAUUCUCAGGACCACUCUACAAACCUUGCUCAAGUUGAUGAAAAAUGCUGCUGAGAAUCCGUCUGAGGAGAAGUUCCAUCAUGUACGGAAGGAAAAUAAAGCAUUCAGUAAUAAAGUGUGGAGAUAUGCAGGUGCUCAGCAGUUUAUGUUGGCGGCAGGAUGGGCUGAGGCAGAUGAUGCUGUAGUGUUGACAGAUUCUGAGAGGUUAAAAUGUGCCAUUCAACUACUUGAAGCAAAAAUUCUACAGUACACAGAGCAGUCGGCUGAACCCAUUGGGAGUAAAAACAAACCAUUGGCAUCACCUAUUCAGGCAAACAAACCACAGUCUGGCUGGUCAGACAGAGAGCUUACUGAAAAAGAAAAGCAAAUUGCUGCUGAAAGAAAAAGACAACAGGCUCAGUUGAAGAGAGAAAAAGAAGAAAGGAAAAGAAUUAGUGAACAGGUAGAUAUCAUGAUUUAA
This is a messenger RNA of Lingula anatina, 591 nucleotides long. RefSeq lists its product as uncharacterized. The record is from RefSeq and is a predicted model, not a curated record. Gene Ontology annotation, cellular component: cytoplasm. NCBI's taxonomy places the organism in Eukaryota, Metazoa, Brachiopoda, Lingulata, Lingulida, Lingulidae.